Molecule: messenger RNA, 570 nt
Organism: Colletotrichum abscissum
Lineage: Eukaryota; Fungi; Ascomycota; Sordariomycetes; Glomerellales; Glomerellaceae
Product: UVI-1
Exons: 3
Coding region: 1-570 (189 amino acids)
Source: RefSeq, a predicted model, not a curated record
AUGCAGUUCUCCAUCCUCAAGCUCGCCGUCGCCGCCUUGGCAAUUUGCAGCGACUCCGUCCUCGGCCAAACGACCCCAGCCCAAGUGGUCCAGAACAUCGACAUGGUCACCAAAAAGUCCAACGACCUCAUUGCCCCCGCGCAAAAGAUUGACCUCGUCAGCGGGCCGUUGCUCAUCGUCGGCCUGGGUCCUUUCCCGAAAAUCAUCACCGGCUUCGUAGACAUUGUCAGCACCGUCACCACGGCCCUCGCACAAAUGCAGGGCAUGCCUCCCGUUCCGGCCGGCCCCCAGUCCGACGCCAUCUUUGAGGCGUUCCGCGAGUUCGUGCGCAUCCAUCAGAUGCUUCUCAACGUGCUCAUCGGCAAGGCCGGUCUCUUUUCGACCGUGCCCCUCAUCGGAGCGCCCAUUGCUGCCGUCCUCAGACAGGUUGAAAAGGUCGUCGAUUCUGUCGCCUUUGCCCUCAUCGGUGCCGUGCAGAGCAGAGCCACCGACCUCCAGGUACAGGCCGGCAUGCUCACCGGAACUAUCACCACUACGAUUGACCGCUACGAGGGCCUCAAGCUCAACUAA